Molecule: messenger RNA, 333 nt
Organism: Cryphonectria parasitica EP155
Lineage: Eukaryota; Fungi; Ascomycota; Sordariomycetes; Diaporthales; Cryphonectriaceae
Exons: 1
Coding region: 1-333 (110 amino acids)
Source: RefSeq, a predicted model, not a curated record
AUGCUCAGCCGGUGGCUGGGUCUGGUGUGGGCGGUAGGGGUCUACGACCAGUUCCUGCAGGGCAGAUGCCGCUUCCUGCUGCUCCUGCUGCUCGUCAAGGAGGACCUCGUGGCAAUGGGAUCCGAGGCGGCUUCAUACGAGGACAGGGCGGACGAGGAGGGGAUCAUGAAUAUCGAGGUCGUGGAAGAGGGGCCGCAGGUAGUGGAUAUCGAGGGGUGGGACGAGGAGUCGCGGGUUCUGGGAUGCCAAGCCGUGCACGACCAGGGGCACGUGGUCAUCAACGAGGUGGCCGAGGAGGUGAUGUUGGAAGCCAGAAUCGAGGACGAGGUGUAA